AUGGCGCGACUAUCGAGUCGCAAUGGCGCGGCCAAGCCGUUCACUGCUUGGACCACUGUCUUCUACCUCCUCCUUGUCUUCAUUGCGCCUCUGGCCCUUCUCGGAACAGCACACGCUGAGGAAGACUCAGUACAGGACAACUAUGGCACUGUCAUCGGUAUCGAUCUUGGAACAACUUACUCCUGUGUCGGUGUGAUGCAGAACGGAAAGGUUGAGAUCAUCGCCAACGACCAAGGAAAUCGUAUUACUCCCUCCUAUGUCGCCUUCACUGAUGAGGAGCGCCUGGUUGGUGACGCCGCCAAGAACCAAUACGCCUCGAACCCUACCCGGACCAUCUUUGAUAUUAAGCGUCUGAUUGGACGCAAGUUCGAUGACAGGGAUGUCCAGAAGGACGCCAAGAACUUCCCCUUCAAGGUUGUCAACAAGGAUGGCAAGCCUGUCGUCAAGGUCGAAGUCAACAAGACCCCCAAGGUCUUCACCCCCGAGGAGGUUUCCGCCAUGGUUCUUGGAAAGAUGAAGGAGAUCGCUGAGGGCUACCUUGGAAAGAAGGUUACCCACGCGGUUGUCACUGUUCCCGCCUACUUCAACGACGCCCAGAGACAGGCUACCAAGGACGCUGGUACCAUUGCCGGCCUGAACGUUCUCCGCGUUGUCAACGAGCCCACCGCCGCCGCUAUCGCCUACGGUCUGGACAAGACUGGUGAUGAGCGUAUGGUCAUCGUGUACGAUCUUGGUGGUGGUACUUUCGAUGUCUCCCUCCUGUCCAUCGACAACGGCGUCUUCGAGGUCUUGGCUACUGCCGGUGACACUCAUCUUGGUGGUGAGGACUUUGACCACCGCGUCAUGGACUACUUCGUCAAGCAAUACAACAAGAAGAACAACGUUGAUGUCACCAAGGACCUCAAGGCCAUGGGUAAGCUGAAGCGCGAAGUCGAGAAGGCCAAGCGUACUCUGUCUUCCCAGAUGUCCACUCGCAUUGAAAUCGAAUCCUUCCACAACGGCCAGGACUUCUCGGAGACUCUCACUCGCGCCAAGUUUGAAGAAAUCAACAUGGAUCUGUUCAAGAAGACCCUGAAGCCCGUUGAGCAGGUGCUCAAGGACGCCAAGGUCAAGAAGUCUGAUGUCAACGACAUUGUUCUGGUCGGUGGUUCCACUCGUAUUCCCAAGGUCCAGGCUCUCCUCGAGGAGUUCUUUGGUGGCAAGAAGGCCUCCAAGGGUAUCAACCCCGAUGAAGCUGUCGCUUUCGGUGCUGCCGUUCAGGGUGGUGUUCUCUCUGGCGAGGAAGGUACUGGCGACGUCGUUCUCAUGGACGUCAACCCUCUUACCCUGGGUAUUGAAACCACCGGUGGUGUCAUGACCAAGCUCAUUCCCCGCAACACUGUCAUUCCUACCCGCAAGUCUCAGAUCUUCUCGACCGCCGCUGACAACCAGCCCACCGUUCUGAUCCAAGUUUAUGAGGGAGAGCGUUCUCUGACCAAGGACAACAACCUUCUCGGCAAGUUCGAGCUGACUGGUAUCCCUCCUGCCCCUCGUGGCGUGCCUCAGAUUGAGGUCUCCUUCGACCUGGAUGCCAACGGUAUCCUGAAGGUUAGCGCCAGCGACAAGGGUACUGGCAAGGCCGAGUCCAUCACCAUCACCAACGACAAGGGUCGUCUGUCCCAAGAGGAGAUCGACCGCAUGGUCGCCGAGGCUGAGGAAUUCGCCGAGGAGGACAAGGCUAUCAAGGCCAAGAUUGAGGCCCGCAACUCGCUGGAGAACUAUGCCUUCAGCCUGAAGAACCAGGUCAACGACGAGAACGGUCUUGGUGGCCAGAUCGAUGAGGAUGACAAGCAGACUAUUUUGGAUGCUGUCAAGGAGGUGACCGACUGGCUGGAGGACAACGCUGCCACGGCCACCACCGAGGACUUUGAGGAGCAGAAGGAGCAACUGUCCAAUGUGGCCUACCCCAUCACCAGCAAGCUGUAUGGCUCUGCACCGGCAGAUGAGGAUGAGGAGCCCAGCGGACAUGACGAGCUGUAA
Aspergillus thermomutatus is the source of this 2019-nucleotide messenger RNA. It is a transcript of the gene bipA, whose product is annotated as Hsp70 family ATPase KAR2. Gene Ontology annotation, biological process: endoplasmic reticulum unfolded protein response; cellular response to unfolded protein; protein refolding. Bases 1 to 2019 code for a protein of 672 amino acids. The transcript is spliced from 4 exons. Gene Ontology annotation, molecular function: ATP hydrolysis activity; ATP binding; ATP-dependent protein folding chaperone. NCBI's taxonomy places the organism in Eukaryota, Fungi, Ascomycota, Eurotiomycetes, Eurotiales, Aspergillaceae. The record is from RefSeq and is a predicted model, not a curated record. Gene Ontology annotation, cellular component: cytoplasm; nucleus; endoplasmic reticulum lumen.